AGAGAGCGUCUGUAGAACCGCUGCUUGAAUACUGUCCACAGAAGCGUUCUCUGGAAGUCAGAGAAACCCUAGGAGCUCGGAGUUUCUCUUCUGUCGUCUGGGGGCUCCUACGUGGAGUUUUCGUGCUCGAGAGAAAACAGGUUCCGGAAGUUGAGGGGAAGCUUUGAAAAACUUCCAGUCAAGACCUGUCUCGGUGAAAAGUUUGACCAUUCUCUACGGUUUCUUCCGGAAGGUUUCUACCGAUAGACUUCACGAUGAAGACGAAGGAGACCUUCGAGAUCGUAGCGCCGGAGCGACGAUUCUCAAAGAGGGAGUUCACGAUCAUGUUCUUCCUUUCUGUCGCCUGUCUAACAGAAGGUUCCUGCUUCUCGCACAUCGCACCGUUCUACGCUGAGGAGUCCGGGAAACGAGACAACGAUAAAACUCAAUUCGGAAUCGUUUUCGGGAUCCACCCGGCCGUUGGAUUCUUCAUGGCACCCAUCGUUGGACAACUCCUCGUGAAAACCGUGAAGGCGAAGAAAAUGCUCGUCCUGGGGAUGUUCUUGGACGGGAUCCUCACAAUCGUCACAGGGUUCUUGACAUCGGUUCCGAAUGGGACUCCAUUCUUCGCCGCGGGUCUGAUCCUACGCUCAGUGCAAUCCGUCGGCUUCUCCAUGGCUGUAACAACCUACUACGCCAUAAUCGGUGCCGAACUCGGACCGUGGGCUCACAUUUGUCUGCCCAUCAUUGAGACCAUUUACGGCGCUAGCGUCGUCGCCGGACCAGCCAUCGGGGGAUUCCUUUACGAGCAUGGAGGUUUCCGUUUGCCCUUUUUCGUUCUUGGGAGCAUCACAACCAUUACAGCAGUAUUCGUCAUGGCGACGUUUCCCACGAUCGACAAGGGCUCCGAAGAGACGAAGUACUCCUGGGCGGCAGUAUUCGACAUACGGAUAAUUCUCAACGUUCUGAUGGUGAUGUCGACCUUCAUUAUCGUCGGUUUCAACGAUGCCACCCUGGCAAUUAAUCUACAACAAUUCGAGUUGUCUCCGACGUACACCGGACUUUGCUUCGUCGUCUGCGGUGGCCUGUACUCGAUUUCCAGUAUAUUUUGGGGCAUCAUGAGCAAACGAGUGGGUGAUCCGCGAUACUUCGUGGUGGCCGGGGCAGCGUUAUCCUGCAUCGCCAUGGCAUUCGUGGGACCUCUUCCAGUGCUCGAUAUGCGGCCCACGUUGCCGCUUGUUCUAGUUAUGCAGGCGUUUAUGGGGACAGGCUACGGUCCGAGCUUCGUGUGCUCGUUCAUGCACAGCCUCGGAGUUGUCACAAAUGAGAGAGGUCUCCCGGAUAAUUUAGGAACAUACGCGAUGCUCUCGGGAAUUUUCAUGCCCGCGUGCUUCAUGGGGAACGCCAUCGGACCGAUGCUGGGAGGUUUCCUGGUGGAGAACUAUGGCUAUCGGAAUGCGACCGUGGUCGUGUUCUCCAUUGUUCUUGUCAUGCUGCUGAUGGAAGUCUGGUCAGUUCUACACGAUAACUGCUCGUUGGGCUGGAAGAAACGCACGGAACAGAAACCAAGCCCUCUUUGCUAG
Molecule: messenger RNA, 1562 nt
Organism: Galendromus occidentalis (western predatory mite)
Lineage: Eukaryota; Metazoa; Arthropoda; Arachnida; Mesostigmata; Phytoseiidae
Product: MFS-type transporter SLC18B1
Exons: 10
Coding region: 255-1562 (435 amino acids)
Biological process (GO): transmembrane transport
Molecular function (GO): transmembrane transporter activity
Source: RefSeq, a predicted model, not a curated record